GCGCUAAAAGGUUCUUCCGUAAGUCUUUGUCGUAAGCAAUUGCACGCAUCGCGAGCAACAAGGGGCAACGGUUGACGCGGGUCGGAACACCCUCGUGCACCCUCGUGCCCCUGCUUUCGAAAAGUGUAUUCCGCGCGCUCGCCGCGCUCGCCGCGCUCGCCGCGCCGAUGGCGCCGAUGGCGCCGAUUCCCGUCCCGAGGAUCGAUGCCUUCCUUCGAUAGCAUUCGAUAGCAAACGUCAAGCCCAAUAUGGCGUGUAUCCGUGCACGUCCGUGUUAUGUCAGUCUUUCGAGAUCGAUGUAAUCGUAGUCGAGAACGCUCGGGCGCAUCGUCCCCGCGGACGCGUUUAUAUAGUUUCUCCAGGGCCGGCCUCGAAACAUUUAUUUAUCGAGAAAUUUUACACGCUAUACAGGCCGAACUCCAGGUGACACUCCGGUUCUAACCUAACCUCUCGAAGCCUUGAACUUGCAGUUCCUAGGUUGUCGGUAAUCUAGCCACGACUCGAUUGCAGCCUGCACGGUGUCGAAAUCGCACAGUCGAGGACGGAGAGGCGAGGCAGCGUUCGGUUCGACGGAUACUCGAGCUGGGAUCGAGUUACGAGUUGCGUCUAAUUCGAAGAGGAGAACCGGAGUGACUCCAGGACUUGACCUUAAGAUUGGUGACAGGCUGGGAAAAAAUGCCAAAAAUACGAACUCGCCAGGCGUCCAACGGUCUUUGGCUGAGACAGCGAGAGCUGGGUUUCAGAUUCCCCCUUGGCCAUGGGGAUCGGUUUCAUAAAACGCUUUACUCGUCGAUUCAGCCCGUUACUUCGUGGGAUCAUGGAGAUAACUUGUACAAUGCGAUGCACGGUGGUGUUUUUAAUCUGGAAUUUUCUCCUGACGGAUCUCUGCUUCUAGCAGCCUGUGAAAAGAAGAGUAUUUUAAUGUUCGAUCCACUGUGCAGGAGAUUAAUACAUGCGAUCGAUAAUGCUCAUUAUGAUUGCGUCAAUUGCGUGAGGUUUUUAGACCAACGUAUGUUCGCUACGUGUUCAGAUGAUAGUACGGUAGCUCUCUGGGAUGCGAGGAAUUUGAAACAAAGGAUAAGGACACUUCAGGGUCAUUCGAAUUGGGUAAAAAAUAUAGAAUACAGUCCAAGCGAUGGACUCUUAUUAACCAGUGGAUUUGAUGGAAGCAUAUAUACAUGGGAUAUUAACAGUUUUACCGAAAACAGUUUUCUGUACAAUCGAGUGUUCCAUACAAAUGGAUUGAUGCGAACUAGGCUCAGUCCGGAUGCCAGUAAGAUGUUAAUAUGUACAACCUCCGGUUACCUCAUCAUUAUACAUAAUCUUAAGCUAAACACGUUAACUAAGGACUUAGCAGGUUUUAAGCCAAACAUGUACCGGUUGAUGCAACUAUCGCAAACCACGAUACCGGUCGCAGCCAGCUUUACCCAUCUAUUCUCGCCAACUCGGACUCAUAAUCGCGUUGAAUUCCUGACAGAUUUCCCUGUCGGAGAUGAUGCAGAAGUGAUAUCGAGCUUGCAGGUUCAUCCUCAAGGCUGGUGCGCUUUGUCCAGGAACGUCAGCAAUGGAGAGAAAUCAGAGUGGACGUGCAUACACGACAUUCAGGAGCGCGACACGUCGGAAAUCAACGAGCAGACAAAGGAGACCGAAGACGUGCAGUUUAACGACCUCUCGGUGGAGGAGUUCGACGAGUCCCAGCAGCCCCAGCCCUCGCGUUCCGGGAUUACCUCGUCGUUCGUGAUCGACAGCGCGAAUCGGGCGAGGAUCGUGCAAACCGUGCCGGACGUGAGAUCGAGUUCGUUCGUAGCGGCGGAAUCGUCCCAACCUGCCAGACCAUCUCGAACGAACAGCUGGCAGGAGUCCGGGAGGAUACGGUCCAGACUGCAGUGCCCGAGAACGGGGAGGAGCAUCGUCAGGACGAGUGCUUUCGGGGUGGUCGAGAUCAGGUCGAACGCCAGCUCGUCCGAGACGGUGGGGAGCAGCUCGAGCCAGAGCAACGACAUCGACGAGAGCGCCCGUGACUUCGUCGAGGAUAUGGAAGGCCUGAUGCAAGCCGAGAACGGCCUCGACGAGUCGUCGACCGGCCGCCAGGGUAACCGGGAAGAAGAGGAGCAGGACUACAGGAUCCCCAGGCCCGAGAACCACCUGAACGACCUGAGGCGCAACGCGCUGGUCAACCGCAACUUCACCAGAGGGAACGUCGAAUUGCAUGUCAGCACGGCGGAUGUAUGGGAAGCUCUGGUGGCCAUCCGGGAAGCCAGGCUGCGACGAGAAAGGGAGGGCGAGUCCUACCCCAUGGGACUGGGCAACGACUUCCUGCCCAGGACCCGCGUGGGCUUCAACUUCAUUCCCAGGUCAUCCCACACCGUGGUCAUCGUCGGCGACCGGGCCCGGGCUCAGACUCAAAAUAGACAGACCUCGCAGACCAUGUACGCUAUUCCUAGGAACCAUAAGAUCCACCAGAACGUCCCCAGGCUGACGCAUUACAUAGAGGAGCCGAACGUGGGCUCGGGUUACAUCAAAGAACUGUGCUUCUCCCCGGAUGGUCGACUCAUUUGCUCUCCCUUCGGCUACGGUGUACGAUUGUUGGCUUUCUCCAGCGAGUGUCAAGAGCUGUCCAAUUGCGUCCCUGCCACGAACGAGUCGGUACAGUUGUACGAAUUGGCGACCAAUGCCAGCCAUUCGGAUAUCGUCGUUAGUACCAAGUUCUCGCCGAGGCACUGCCUCCUCGUGUCCGGCUCCCUUAGCGGAAAGAUCGUGUGGCAUCAGCCCGUAGUCUAGCUAAUUAAAUUGACCGUAUAGCCCGUAAGUCAAGGUUCAUUUGUGACGUUUAACUCGCGGUCGUUCGUCGCGAUACCGCUCGUUUUCCGGACCCAUUGCGUUUAUCUCCAAAGGUUAGAAACUAGUCCGGUCUGGCGGGCGCAGUUUUGAGAAGAAAAUCCUUUUCUCGAGUCGGCCCGCCACCCGGGCUCGUAUGGCGGAUUUGUAAUUCCGGUUUACGUGUAUUAUAUGAUUUUCGAUAGGUACGCGUACAUAACGAUACGACGCAUCGGUGUAUGGGCGCGACGAAGAGAUAUUGCCAACGAUGCGGACGAUGCAAAGACUAAUUACCGAGGAUAUGGACGAGUCGAUCGAAAUUAAGGCAGGACUUAGGUUAGCGACGCGACCUCGAAAAUUCUGCACCUUCGUGCAACCAGGAUGAAUAAAGAUGACGCCCGACGCGGAUGGAACGACGCAAUCGGCCUUCGAUCGCGGAUCGUCGAGGUUCCCCCACACGGUGAAUUGAUCUAGCUUUAACGAAGCUGCGAAACCAAGGAGUUGAAAUCAAAAGGAGUCGAGCCACGAGUUGUUUUCAUUUUUCUAAUCGCAUGGCGGUAGGGUAUUUUUCACCGAAUCGAGAGGGUAGAUUUUAUUCUUCACGGUAGACCCCCCGCGUCGAUUCUUGUUUCGGGAGCACCGUUCCUCGGUAGACGCAAAGUCGGUUAUUUAUCCCGUGUCCUCUUCUGGGCGGCCCGGUCGCCCGCCAAGUGUCAAGUACUUAACGACUCGACUUUAAUCGGCCAAUGGCAAUCAUCGCGCUGACUUUCGGAACUCCGCGGAGGAACGUGCGCCACGAGCCUUCCUUCGAGCUGAAAUUUUACUCUUAUGUUAGAAUUAGGAAAAUUAGGAAUAACCAGGACGAAGCGAUCCGCUCGAAACGCGCUCCUUGGUCAACUUGUAGGGGAAAUUUCGAUAUGCAAUAUCAGUGUAACAUAAUUUUCCUUCGGUUGCGACAGAGUCGCGCGAUUACUCGUAACCCUUUCUCGAGUUCAGGCUUCAAAGAGGUCCUGCGGGACGAAUCCAUUUCGUUCGUCACGUCGAAUCGGAGGACGCGGUGGCGCUCGGGUUUGAAGUCGCAAAUCGUUAACGGUAGAGCCUGUGUCGAUGUCCAUUUUUCUACUUAUCGAUCCUUUCCUGCAUUUUUGUCAAGAUCGGAUGAUCUUUUGCGAAUCGACAAAGGCUGCCCCGGAAAGUCGAGACGUACCCCGCCACGAUCGUCGCACGUACUUCGCCUUCGAGGUCGGCGUUCGGUGAAGCAAUCGAUUUCGAGGUACGGGCACCCGCCCUGUUAAUUACCACUAAGACCCUGUACAGUAGUUAACGUGUUCGUUGUUUUGUAAGGUUUGUUUUUCCCUUUUUUUUUUUUCUAUACAAUAAAGAUGUU
Orussus abietinus is the source of this 4204-nucleotide messenger RNA. Its product is annotated as DDB1- and CUL4-associated factor 10. The record is from RefSeq and is a predicted model, not a curated record. Gene Ontology annotation, cellular component: Cul4-RING E3 ubiquitin ligase complex. NCBI's taxonomy places the organism in Eukaryota, Metazoa, Arthropoda, Insecta, Hymenoptera, Orussidae. The coding region runs from base 676 to 2781 and encodes 701 amino acids. The transcript is spliced from 7 exons. Gene Ontology annotation, molecular function: protein binding.